CGCGACUAGAGGACCACGUCCACGAUACCUUAUGUAGCCGAUCAUGAAACCACUCCCCCGAGGCCGACCGUGCAGCUUUAUCUACCUACUGUGGGUAUGUUACUAGACAUGUUGUAUACAUAAAGGUACUGUUUAUAUAUACGUUGAAGAGCCAAGCCAAUCGUGGGGUCGAGGUGUUUAUUCUUCGGUACCUUUACUACUCGGUAUGAUAUCGAGUUGGGGAAGACACAACAAGUGACGCAAAUUGACUGACAGUCAAACUGACCGGAGAAAUAUCUAAGACAACAGAAGAAAGACUCGCUUUUUGACCAAUCUAAAAUCUCGGUUGUGUACCUGGGUAAGGGUAGAUUCAACCAACGCACUGCUGGCGCGCUGGCACACCGCGAAUUGGACAUACAGUGCCAUACCAAGUACUACCCAACACUACACCCGGGCAGGGGGUGCUAUAUCGGAUGAAUUUAAAGCAGAUAUAGAUGAGAAACUAGGGUCGUGGUAUAUACGGGGCAGUCAGUCAGUCAGUCAGUUAGUCAGUCCAUCUAUCGAGACCUGGAUAAUAUAGGGGGAGAGACACUGGCACCUGACCUCAGCUGCCCUGACGACCUCAGCAUCUACUAUACCAGCAUCAGCAUCAGCAUCAGCCUCCGCGGUGAGCAAAGACGCAAUAAUGGGAAACCAGGACCAAACCUCACCACAGCCAUGGAGCAAUCAUCAACCACCUUCUCAACCUACAACAACUGAACCAAAACCAGAACCAGCCCUCCUCCACCGCUCACUCCGCCAACAACCGUACAAAGUGACCUCAGCCAAAGGGAUAUAUCUAACCCUGGAUGACGGGCGCGUGGUCAUGGACGCCUGCGGCGGCGCGGCCGUAGCCUGUCUAGGCCAUGGCAACGAGGAAGUCCGGGACGCAGUGAUGCGCCAAAUGAGCACUGGAGUGAGUUAUCUGCAUUCUCUAACGUAUACGACCGAUGCGGCGGAGGAGUUGGCGAGAUUUCUGAUUGAUGGGCCACCAAGACCACCGACAGGAGCACCGCCACCGAUAGCAGCAGCAACAACAGGAGCAAGACGAUUCGGUCUGGAACGGGCAUAUUUCGUCAACAGCGGCAGCGAGGCCAUGGACGCGGCGCUGAAAUUGGCAAGACAAUAUUUCUUUGAACUGGACCAACAGCAACAGAACCAACCGACAUCAAACUCGAACAGCAACAGCAACAGCAACAGCCGAAAUACUACUCGACGAUCCAAAUUCGUCGCCCGCAAGCAAAGCUACCACGGCACGACCAUUGGCGCCAUGAACGUCGGCAGCAACCUGGCGCGCAAGGUGCCCUACUCAAAUCUCCAGCUGCCCGACGACACAGUCAGCUGGGUCACUCCGGCAUAUACGUACCAGUACUCGCAUUGGCGGGACGGAGAAACAGAGACUCAGUUCGCGCAGAGACUCGUGGCCGAACUCGACGCCCACUUCCAAAAGUUAGACCCCGAAACCGUUAUCGCCUUCAUCGCCGAGCCUGUCGUUGGUGCUACUAGUGGUUGCACUCCGGCGCCUCGGGGCUAUUUCAAGGGCGUCCGCCGCGUCUGCGACAAGUACGGCAUCCUGUUGAUUAUGGAUGAAGUGAUGUGCGGCAUGGGCCGGACGGGGACGACGUUUGCUUUUGAACAGGAACACGAUAACGAUGACGACGACACCAACAACGCCAACACCAACACCAACAACAACAACAAUACCGAGGUGGUCGUUCCAGAUAUCGUCACGAUAGGAAAAGGUCUGGGUGGCGGAUACAUGCCCGUGGCGGGUUUGUUGGUCCACCGCAAGAUUGUGGAUGUUUUGAAAAAAGGGACCAGUAACUUCAACCAUGGCCAUACUUAUCAAGCACACCCGGUCGGAUGUGCUGCGACAUUGGCCGUUCAACAAAUCUUGCACCGUGAAGGGUUGGUCGACAACUGUGCCCAGAUGGGAAAGCUGUUGUAUUCUCUGUUGCGGGACACGUUUGCCAACUGCAAAUAUGUAGGCGACAUUCGUGGGCGAGGUCUAUUCUGGGGCCUUGAAUUUGUUAGUGACAGAGACACACGCGCCUCGUUCGAUCCCUCGGUCGCCUUUGGGCCGCGGUUUCAGGCGCUCGCGUUUGAGCUCGGCGUCGCUGUGUAUCCCGGCACGGGUACGGUGGAUGGGUUCAGGGGCGAUCAUGCCAUUUUGUCUCCGCCGUACAAUGUGACGGAAGAUGAGUUGCACAAGAUCGUGCAAAUCUUGAAACGAGCCUAUGAUCGCUUGGAAAAGGAGGUUGAUGGCAAGGGAGAGGAAACGAUCGGAACUGAAUGAACAUCAUCAACGCUCCAUUGUUCGAGUACCAAAAAAACUGUCGUCGACACUCCAGUCGUCCUGUUCACUAUGUACUCUCUGUGAGUCUGAUGAUUGGAAGGUCAUGCUGGAACAAACCCAAUAAUGACUUCAAGUCUCUGGACAUUAAAGAUUACUCUGCUGCCGGUGCAUACACUUACUCACAGCCGGUAAACUCCUCAUCCAUCGUCAAAUCUUGUCCAUAUCCCAACCGGGAGGCCUGCACCAGCAGAACCCUGUCGCUGCAUCCAGGGUUGUCUCUUUCUCCAUCGCCCAAUGCUCCCUGUCACAGAUGCCCACCCGAUACCAUGCUUCUAAACCAAUGCCACGCCGCCCAUGUCGUUCAAACGCGUCCGAACCCAUGACGCCGCAAUUCUCCUUUCCCUUACUAUUCCAGUUGUUCGUAAUGCAUGCCCUCGAAAGAUAAAUGUUGCCCAAGACCGUGAGAUACUCCCACUCCCUAUCGUACCACCACUUCGGCCUUGCUGCCACUACUUUGCGGUCGAGGCAUGUCUCCAAGUUCGUUCCCCGUACCGCUCUGACCUCGCUUCCGGCCUGGAAGAAGAUGGAAGUGAUGUUUGCCGUCGUCCUUCACGGAGCCACUGUCGCCGUUGGAGUUGGAGUCGCCAAACCGGGCUAGAAAAC
Molecule: messenger RNA, 2977 nt
Organism: Exophiala dermatitidis NIH/UT8656
Lineage: Eukaryota; Fungi; Ascomycota; Eurotiomycetes; Chaetothyriales; Herpotrichiellaceae
Exons: 1
Coding region: 665-2314 (549 amino acids)
Cellular component (GO): cytosol
Molecular function (GO): transaminase activity; pyridoxal phosphate binding
Source: RefSeq, a predicted model, not a curated record